AUGGCCCAGUCCCCUCCUCUGCAGAGCCUCUUCAGCCACGACCAGUGGAUCUUACCCCAGGGUUGGGGCUGGGCCGGCCACUCGGACUCCACGUCCCCGGCCUCCUCCUCAGAUUCGUCAGGCUCAUGUCCCUGCGACGGUGGCCGCGGCCCUUCGCAGCCCAUGCCCCCAGCCCGCAGCUCGGCAGAGGCCUCCUCGACAGCGCCGGGACGUGCGCGGACCCGGCCGGCAGGCGGGCAGCGGCAGAGCGCCAGCGAGCGCGAGAAGCUGCGCAUGCGCACGCUCGCCCGCGCCCUGCACGAGCUGCGCCGCUUUCUGCCGCCGUCCGUGGCACCCACCGGCCAGAGCCUGACCAAGAUCGAGACGCUGCGCCUGGCCAUCCGCUACAUCGGCCACCUGUCGGCCGUGCUGGGCCUCAGCGACGAGAGCCUGCAGCGCCGGCGCCGGCGACUCGGCGACGCGGUGCUCCCUCGGGGCUGCCCGCUGUGCCCCGACGGCGGCCCCGCGCAGGCGCAGACGCAGGCAUGCGACCCAGGCUUGGGCUCAGCUGCCAGCGCCGUGGCGUCCUGGGGGUCCCCGCCCCUCUGCCCUGGAUCCCUAGCAGAGCCAGAUGGCCUGGGGAGCAGGGUCCCCGACAUGGGUCCCUGGGUGACACCCUCUUACUGCCCUGGGAUACAGUCGCCCCCACAGCUGUCCCAAGGGAAAGCCCUUGACGCGGUGCUUUGGACGCCAUCCCAAGCUUGUUCCGGAACACAGACACCCCCAGAGCACGGGAACCAGGCCACGCCCUGGACACCGCCGCCCGCAUCUCUGGAGCUGGCUACAGUGUACCAGGGUAUCUCUGUGUCUACGGAGUCCUGUCUGUUGCCAGAAAUCCCUCCCCUCCUGCCCUGCCCAGCAAGCCAGAGACUCCAGCCUCAGACCCAGUGGGGAUGCUGGAGCCACAGUGCAGAGGUGCUGACCAGCUCAGAAGACCAGGGACCAGGCCCCGCCUUCCAGCUCAGUGAUGAAGUCCCUCCCCAGAGCUCAGGCUUGCAGCUUAGUGGCUGCCCUGAACUUUGGCAAGAAGAUUAGGGGGCCCACCUGGGCAUCUUCUACUAAUGGCCUUCCCUGCCCCCUUUUCAACCAGGAAUCAGGCCUGUAGUGUAUGAUGCCCUCCUCACCUGCUAUUUCAUUGGUUAUCAGGCUUUCCUUUAGCCAAGGAUGUCUUUCCCAAAUGAUGUCUUUCCUGGAAGCAAUGUUUUAAACAGAUAGAGGGGUGGCCUCCCUGGCUGAAGUUGGGGCUGACAUGGUCUGUCCACUCCUAGAUGUCCCCAAGAACGACCAGUGCUUAGUAGAGCACAGCCCGAGCUGCAGUGGGAUGGUGGCUGCUUGACCACAAUAGUUGGUCGGGCUGGGACUGGCGGGGGAGUGGAUUUUGAGGGGUGGGGUU
Camelus dromedarius (Arabian camel) is the source of this 1432-nucleotide messenger RNA. It is a transcript of the gene MESP2, whose product is annotated as mesoderm posterior bHLH transcription factor 2. Gene Ontology annotation, cellular component: nucleus. Lineage: Eukaryota; Metazoa; Chordata; Mammalia; Artiodactyla; Camelidae. Gene Ontology annotation, biological process: mesoderm formation; heart morphogenesis; regulation of transcription by RNA polymerase II. The record is from RefSeq and is a predicted model, not a curated record. Gene Ontology annotation, molecular function: protein dimerization activity; DNA-binding transcription factor activity, RNA polymerase II-specific; RNA polymerase II cis-regulatory region sequence-specific DNA binding.